This is a messenger RNA of Colletotrichum destructivum, 249 nucleotides long. RefSeq lists its product as uncharacterized. The transcript is spliced from 2 exons. Bases 1 to 249 code for a protein of 82 amino acids. NCBI's taxonomy places the organism in Eukaryota, Fungi, Ascomycota, Sordariomycetes, Glomerellales, Glomerellaceae. The record is from RefSeq and is a predicted model, not a curated record.
AUGCGCGCAAGGGCCUUGCAAGGGUUUGCGGCCCAAUCGCGGCGUCGAACUACCUUCUCAGGGCUCUUCACUGCUCCCAUAGGACGAGCCGUGUAUGCAGAGUCCAGGGCGAGAAAAGCUACUCGCAUGACGGCGCAGUCGCAGUUGCAAUUGCAGUUGCAGUUGCACGCCUCACGGCCAUCCACUGAAGCCGUCUCACUCUCCACUAGGCGCUCAUCCUCGGCGGUUGCGGUAGCUCACCUGACCUGA